Molecule: messenger RNA, 918 nt
Organism: Magallana angulata
Lineage: Eukaryota; Metazoa; Mollusca; Bivalvia; Ostreida; Ostreidae
Exons: 3
Coding region: 151-498 (115 amino acids)
Source: RefSeq, a predicted model, not a curated record
UGAAUGUGCUCAAACAGGUAAAUUCAUGGACUUAAAAUCAUUUAUGAAUACUAAUUGAUGUAUUACUUUAAAGUUUACUGAUGUAUUCUAAAUAGUUUCAAGUUCCAUCAGUGUAAUGUAUUGUAUGCAUGUACAUCACUAUUUAUUGACAUGAUUUUCUUUCAUGUAAAUAGAUAUUCUGUUUUGAAUGAAGAGAAAGAAAACAUUUUCGACCUGUAUGAUCCAAGAUCGGUUGAUGACCGUAACACGAUGGAUAUAGCUAUGUUUACUAAGAAGUUAGUGCAGUUGCAACCAGAUACACAGGCAAUUGACAUUCAAGAGCAUGAUCCUAUCCAUCAGGCAGCUGGAUCGGAAAAUGUGCCAGGACCAUGUUUGGCUUAUUCACUGAAAGAGCAGUUGGAAAACUUAUCUAGUGCCGUGUCAGGUAAUAGUACUCCAACUGCAGCCCAGUUUCGAGAAGAAUUGGACACUUUACACCUGAAGUCAUCAAGGAUAUAGAACAUUGCACAAGAGGUCAAGCUGAAAAUCCAACAUGGAAAGCUUAUAGAUAUGGAAUGCUGACAGCUUCUUAUUUUCAUAGAAUUUGUAAAGCAGUAGAAAAGGGCUCUUGCCCACAAUCUUUACUUAAAUCAAUCAUGUCUAAAUAUGACACAGAUAUUUAUGUUCCAGCUUUAGAAUGGGGAUUAAAAAAAGAAAAGAUUGCUUGUGACCUUUACACAAGAGCAAAUAGGUCUGUACACAAGAGAGUAGUUGUUGAGAAAAGGGGUUUGUAUAUCAUGAGUGUUUAUCCUUUCAUUGGCUGCAGUGUAGAUGGCAUUUUCACUUGUCGUUGUCACGGGAAGAAAAUAAUUGAGAUCAAGUGUCCAUAUUCUUUAAGACACAUGCAUCCUAGAGAAGUUGCCAUUCAAAAAGGAUGUG